AUGCAGGCUGUGUUCCUGUCGGUCUACAUUGACGAAGCACAUCCAGCUGACGGCUGGGCGCUGCAAUGCAAUGAUGACGAUGUGGACCACAUGAACGAUCGGGCCUGCGCCUUGUUCAGCGCCUGGCCAGAGCGUCUCUACAUUGUCCAGAGCGGCCGUAUAGAGUUCAAGGGCGGCCCCGGCCCGUUCGGCUACAUUCUUCAAGACAUUGACGAAUGGCUGGCCGACCACUGA
Molecule: messenger RNA, 234 nt
Organism: Acanthamoeba castellanii str. Neff
Lineage: Eukaryota; Discosea; Longamoebia; Acanthamoebidae
Product: iodothyronine deiodinase
Exons: 2
Coding region: 1-234 (77 amino acids)
Molecular function (GO): thyroxine 5'-deiodinase activity
Source: RefSeq, a predicted model, not a curated record